CGCCCUCGGCGUCAGGACCGACGCCCCGCCUCCUCGCCACGGUUCCGGCAGUUGGUAUGGUCCGUGACGGUAUGGCUGCUGCACUUCGGCCUUCCUGUGGAGUUCUCCUGCAGGCCCUGCAGUUUUCGGCGUAUCCCGGGGCGGGAGGCUCCGGCUCUGCCUGCUACCGCUGCCCUCUCGGAGCUAAAAGAUACCUACUUACAGAUAACAUUGUGAAACUAAAAGAAUUUCAGCAUAAGAAAGUGGCUGUUGCAUGUAAUCUUCCUGGCACUAAAGAAACCUAUUUUAGAAACUUGGAAGAGAAACUCAUCCAGAACAAGCUCAUCUUGAAGGGGGAGUUGAUAACCUUACUUCAUUUGUGUGAGUCCCGGGACCAUGUGGAGCUGGCUAAAAAUGUCAUUUACAGGUACCAUGCAGAGAACAGAAAUAUCACUGUGGGGGAGUAUAAGUUCGGACCACUUUUCAUGAGGCUGUGUUACGAGUUGGAUCUUGAGGAAUCUGCAGUGGAGCUCAUGAAAGACCAGCAUUUGCAAGGUUUCUUCUCAGACUCCACAUCAUUCAACAUUUUGAUGGAUAUGUUAUUUAUCAAAGGCAAAUAUGAAAGUGCUUUGGAAGUAUUGCUAGAGAUGAAAAACCAAGAUGUGAAGUUCACCAUAGAUACCUAUGUUCUUGCUUUUGCAAUUUGCUACAAACUGAAUAGCCCUGAGUCUUUUAAAAUCUGUACUAUAUUAAGAGAAGAAGCCCUACUCAAAGGAGAAAUUCUCUCCAGGAGAGCAUCCUGUUUCGCUGUGGCAUUAGCUCUGAAUCAGAAUGAGGUGGCAAAAGCCAUGUCCAUUUUUUCUCAAAUCAUGAAUCCAGAAAGCAUAACCUGCACUAAUUUAAAUAUUAUACUCCAUAUCCAGUUAAAUAUGUUGGAAAACGUGAUAGAGAUACUAAAAAAUGCUACAGAAGGAAAUUUAUCAAAAUAUGUGAAGAGACAGGUGUUCUCAGAGGAAGUGCUGGCCAAAGUGAGGGAAAAAGUGAAGGAUGUGCCUGCCCUUGUGGCCAAAUUUGAUGAGCUCUAUGGGAAACUGCACGUCAGUGGCCAAGUCACCACUUAUUCUUUGGAUGCUGUGCUCUGCCACAUCCCCGGGGGCAGGAAGUCCCACAUGUUUCUAUUAAACAAGAGGAUGGUCAGCCGUCGCACCUUCCAGCCACUCGGCCAGUCCCUGUUGGCUGAGUAACCCUGGUUUCAGUCCAUCUAUGGAUCUGAAGGGCCUGCUUCUAGUGAAUUAUUGCCUUUCCUAAGAAGCCAGUCAUUGCACUUCAACAGACACUGUGCUGACACUUGGUCUCCUCCUGAAAUUCCCAAGUUCACUGAAUGGUGGCAUGCCAAUCUCUGAGAAGUUAUGUUGCACCACUGUGAAGGUCUAGAUGCAAGCUUAGCUCCCUCAGAAAGGCUCUUCCCUUGUGCACUGCUGAGGAUUCUUGAAGGAACAUGGUCAGUCUCUAGUCCAGCUUCUGGCACCAGAGUGGAACCCAGUAAGCACCAUCAGGAAUUAAUUUCACUACAAGUGUGGUCAACUCUGAUUUUCAAGGGAGUAGUUACUUGCAAAUUACAUCCUUGCUGAAUUCUGCCAUGUUAGAAAACAGCCCAGGACUUUCUCAUUUCUGCCAUCAUAUAUGUCUAUGACUUGAGCCCUCAUUUUUCCAUCUGCAAAACAAUAAUGCCUAUGUGUAUUUGCAUACAGAUUUGAAAUCUUCAAGUUUCAGUAGGAUCCGAUGUUCUCAAAAAUAAAUAAGGUUCAAAGGAAACUUGAUGGGAUUGUGGUGGGUCUGUCUUCUCAGCAGCACAAACAAAACCAGAAUUUAGCCUUUAGAACUGCUAAGUAAGCUAAAUUUAAAUGAUUACUGUUUUGAUCAUGGGCAAGCCAUGUGCUUUUCAAAAUAAAUACCACUAAAAGCCACAUAAUGCUCAGGUUACUAUGUGGAUAAUAAAUAGUCCUACAGUUUAUCUUAUAUGUUAAUGAUUUUUUUCUCUUGAAUGCGAUAUUUUAAAAAAUAUAGCAUGAGAGCAGUUCAAAGCUGCUUCAUACUUAUGAUGGUCUGAAAUAUAGUAUGUGCUGAAUUUUACCUUCUGGUCACCAGUGAGCAGAAAAUACACGGUGACCGCACCUCACUUGCUCCUUGUGUUUCAGAAAGCCCAGAGGGUUGCUCAGACCUCAGCAGCUCUUUGCCAGGAUUGCUGCAGACUCUUCAUUGCCACCUCCAAAACUAAGACUGUUCACUUGGUGGUUGUUCUGAGGCAAGGAUUAUAGAGUCAGAAAUUGUAGACUAGGAGGAGUCUUCUGAGUCUCCUAAUUACUGCUUUCAUCUUUCAGGUUAAGGAAAUGAUCCAUUCAAGACAGCCCCAAUAUCACCUGUAGACUGUGUCUCAAAGAGUCUUUGCCAAAUCCAGGUCUGAGAUCACAAUUCCACCUGAAGACAGGAUCCAGAGAUGAGAGUCACCAAUUGGCAUAAUUGAUUUGUGGUGGAGCUGAGAUAGAAUCCAGAUUCCUAAUCUAGUAUCCUUCCCACUGUACCACAUUAUGCCUUUUCAGAAGGGAAAAAGGAGCAUCUCCUAAGAAAUAGAAUACUAAGGGCUCCCAUGACUUACUGUGUGGCCCUGGGCGUCCUCAGCUUCUUCAUUUGGUAAAUGGGAAUAAUAGUACCUACCUCUUAGGCUUGGUGUGAGGAUGAAAUGAGGUAGGGAAUGUAGAGCAUGCAAAUAGUGGCUGGCACAUAGUACAUGCAGUAUGUGUGCAACUAGUUAAGGAAUUAUAAAAACAAAUGAGUUCUUCCCGCUCAAAAAUAUUGAAAGAAUUUCUUUUCCUUGUGCUCUGUGAAACACUGGACAGCCCCAUUUAGAGAAACGAAUUCUAUGCCCUCAUAGAA
Sapajus apella (tufted capuchin) is the source of this 2913-nucleotide messenger RNA. It is a transcript of the gene PTCD2, whose product is annotated as pentatricopeptide repeat domain 2. NCBI's taxonomy places the organism in Eukaryota, Metazoa, Chordata, Mammalia, Primates, Cebidae. Gene Ontology annotation, molecular function: protein binding; RNA binding. Bases 57 to 1223 code for a protein of 388 amino acids. Gene Ontology annotation, cellular component: mitochondrion. The record is from RefSeq and is a predicted model, not a curated record. Gene Ontology annotation, biological process: mitochondrion organization; regulation of mRNA processing; multicellular organism development. The transcript is spliced from 10 exons.